CCAGGUGGAAUGGACUUCUCAAAUACUUCGAACCUCAACAGCACUGUGAAAUCACAGACUGUUUUCUGCUACGAGUCUUUGAGUGGAUCGUGUGUGAGGUUUGCUCGACCCCUGAGCGUUCAGGUUCCGAUGUUCACAUCGAUGGUGUUGGCCAUACUGGUGACUGUUAUUGGGAAUCUUCUGGUCAUCACCUCCAUUGCACACUUCAAGCAGCUUCAAACCUCCGUAAACCAACUGCUCGUCUCCUUGGCUGUGUGUGACCUCCUUCUGGGAGUGUUUGUAAUGCCGUGCAGUGCUGUGCGCUCUGUCCAGGGCUGUUGGUACCUAGGAGGGUUUCUGUGUAAGCUCCACACCAGCACUGAUAUUAUGCUGAGCACAUCCUCCAUCUUCCAUCUAUCCUUCAUCUCUAUUGAUCGUUACUUUGCUGUCUGCAGGCCACUGUCAUACAGACUGAUCAUCACCAAUAACACUGUAUUGUUCAUGAUCACCACCAGUUGGCUGGUCCCUGCCAUUUUUUCUUAUGGAAUGAUCUUCCCUGAGAUCAAUCUGAAAGGCAAGGAGGAUUUCUAUGAAACACAUGUCAAGUGCAUUGGAGGCUGUCAGGUGUUCUUUAGUCCAGUGGCAGCUUUGGUAGCAUCCUCCUUCAGUUUUUACAUCCCAGGCAUGAUCUUGAUUUGUAUAUAUUCCAAGAUAUAUUGGGUUGCCAGGGCUCAGGCCAGGUCCAUUAAAGAUUUAUCUCGUCAGUUUAAAGAGGCAGACUCUGGACGUAGAGAGAGACGAGGGGCAAAUAUUCUGGCAAUAGUAGUGGGAGUGUUUCUAAUCUGCUGGAGUCCCUUUUCCUUGUGCCUCAUCAUUGACCCUUUCAUACAGUACUCCAUCCCCCCGAUGUUGGGGGACACCCUGGUUUGGUUUGGAUAUUUGAACUCUGCUUUUAACCCUAUUGUCUAUGCUUUCUUUUACACUUGGUUCAGGAGGGCUUUGAGAAUCAUCAUCAGUGGUCACAUCUUUCACAGAGGUUCUUGUAGAUUUAGAUUGUAUUCUGAGUAAA
This is a messenger RNA of Oncorhynchus tshawytscha (Chinook salmon), 1048 nucleotides long. Its product is annotated as trace amine-associated receptor 1-like. The transcript has a single exon. Gene Ontology annotation, biological process: adenylate cyclase-activating adrenergic receptor signaling pathway. Gene Ontology annotation, cellular component: membrane. Gene Ontology annotation, molecular function: trace-amine receptor activity. The record is from RefSeq and is a predicted model, not a curated record. NCBI's taxonomy places the organism in Eukaryota, Metazoa, Chordata, Actinopteri, Salmoniformes, Salmonidae. The coding region runs from base 10 to 1047 and encodes 345 amino acids.